UAUUUUCAUUUAUCCACGCUACAAAACUAGGUGAAUUAACUGAUUACUUGGUGAAAUACUGUAUUCUUUGACAUCCAGCAUAGCUGUCAAAACGUUAAAUAACGUUCAAGAACAAUCCCAUGCUCGCGAUAGGAUGGAUGACAGCCUCUUUCUGGAUAAGCAGGGCAAAUACCAGUGAAGCUAAAUAGCUAGCGACGAAGAAAGGGGCCAAACUUAGCUGCACCCCCAACCUUAUCAUGGCACGCUGUGUCCAGAGCACCCAGUAACCUCUCGAUGGGAGCAUCAAAGCGCUAUACAAACAGAUUCUAGCUUCGAAGGGUUGCGGUCGAUAAAAGUUCUGCCAUCUGUAACUGGGUUGAACUUGUGGGGCAGCACGCGACUAGCUAAGUUAGCAUCCUAAUAAGAUAGCCAAACACAGUCGCUUGCUAGUGGUUCCAGCUUGCUACAACUAAGCUAUGUUGGCUUGCUAAGGGUACUGUGAGAAAUGAUGUGAUGGCUGUGAUCGUCAUAUCGUUGUUUCUAAAAAGUUUGCUUGCUAGUAUUGGAAAGUGUCGGAGUUCGUAAUUCAGUUUACUGACCAUACUCUGUGCUUGUUGCUAGCCAGCCAACCUAGCCAGCUAGACACCUCAUCACCCCUGACAUUAGACUUGCAGUAUUAUCGAAGAACACAUUUUGAUAGCAAGUGCCUUAUAGAGUGUUUGUCAAUUUGGUAGUGUACCGCUACAAACUGUGGCUAUACUGAACAAGUAUUUAGUUACUCUUAUUAAGGAACAUGGCCUCUAAAAAGAGACCAGUGCCCUUAAUCUUCUCAUCCACCAGCGAGGGACUUUCCACUUCCACCAACAUAAAUGCAGCUUCAGAGGCAAAUCUGGAGGCAUUACAAAAGAAGUUGGAGGAGCUCGAUCUGGACGAACAACAGAAGAAGAGGCUGGAGGCUUUUCUCACCCAGAAGGCCAAAGUGGGCGAAAUGAAAGAUGACGACUUCCACCGUAUCUGUGAGCUUGGGGCCGGCAAUGGAGGUGUGGUCAACAAGGUGUGCCACAAACCCUCAGGACUGGUAAUGGCCAGGAAGUUGAUUCACUUGGAAAUAAAGCCUGCCAUCAGAAACCAGAUCAUCAGAGAGCUGCAGGUGCUGCAUGAGUGUAACUCCCCCUACAUAGUGGGCUUCUACGGGGCCUUCUACAGUGAUGGAGAGAUCAGCAUUUGCAUGGAACACAUGGACGGAGGCUCUCUGGACCAGGUGCUCAAAGAGGCCCGGAAGAUUCCAGAGGAAAUCUUGGGAAAAGUCAGCAUUGCUGUUCUGCGGGGUCUUGCCUACCUGCGAGAAAAACACCAAAUUAUGCAUAGAGACGUGAAGCCAUCUAACAUCUUGGUGAACUCUCGUGGGGAGAUCAAGCUGUGUGACUUUGGUGUGAGCGGCCAGCUUAUUGACUCCAUGGCCAAUUCCUUUGUUGGCACAAGAUCUUACAUGUCGCCUGAGAGGCUACAGGGCACCCACUACUCUGUGCAGUCGGACGUGUGGAGUAUGGGACUGUCUCUAGUGGAACUGUCAAUUGGUCGCUACCCCAUCCCUCCUCCUGAUGCUAAGGAACUAGAGGCCAUAUUUGGGCGUCCCAUCCUUGAUGGGGCAGAUGGAGAAACACACAGUACUUCGCCCCGGCCCAGACCCCCUGGGAGACCUGUCAGUGGUCACGGCCCUGCAAUGGCUAUCUUUGAGCUGCUGGACUAUAUUGUCAAUGAGCCUCCUCCGAAGCUGCCUCAUGGAGUUUUCACUCCCGACUUCCAUGAUUUUGUGACUAAGUGUCUCAUCAAGAACCCGGCAGACAGAGCUGACCUGAAGAUGCUGAUGAACCACACGUUUAUCAAGCGCUCUGAAGUGGAGGAGGUGGACUUUGCCGGCUGGCUUUGCAAAACGAUGGGAUUCAGCCAACCCAGCACUCCUACUCACACAGCAGACUGAACACCCCCUGUCUUACACACACACACACACACACACACACACACACACACACACAGAGAACA
Molecule: messenger RNA, 2022 nt
Organism: Hypomesus transpacificus
Lineage: Eukaryota; Metazoa; Chordata; Actinopteri; Osmeriformes; Osmeridae
Gene: map2k2b
Product: mitogen-activated protein kinase kinase 2b
Exons: 11
Coding region: 773-1960 (395 amino acids)
Biological process (GO): protein phosphorylation
Molecular function (GO): protein kinase activity; ATP binding
Source: RefSeq, a predicted model, not a curated record